UCACGUGACCUGAGUAACAUGGCCGCGGCCCAGUGAGCGUUGCCGGUUCCUGGCGGGAGCUGGUCGCGUGAGCUGUGGGGCGGUCCGGGCUGCGCGUGGGAGAGCAGGGUCCGGGCAAGGUACCUGGGGCGGCGCGCGCGACGUCAGGACCAGGCAGGAGGGCCCGGGACCGUGUAGCCCAUGAGCGGGCUCCGGGGUCCGUGCCGAGCCUCACACUCCCCUCGCCCUGGCGCAGCCCCGGCAGCCUCGGGCUAAGGUGUCUCGAAGCUCCCGGGCGCAGCGCGAGCUGCCACCAUGAACCCGGAGAAGGAUUUCGCGCCGCUCACGCCCAACAUUGUGCGUGCCCUGAAUGAUAAACUCUACGAAAAGCGGAAGGUGGCCGCGCUGGAGAUCGAGAAGCUGGUGCGGGACUUCGUGGCCCAGAACAACACCAUGCAAAUCAAACAUGUGAUCCAGACCCUGUCUCAGGAGUUUGCCCUGUCCCAGCACCCCCACAGCCGGAAAGGGGGCCUCAUCGGCCUGGCAGCCUGCUCUAUCGCCCUGGGCAAGGACUCGGGGCUCUACCUGAAGGAGCUGAUUGAACCAGUGCUGACCUGCUUUAAUGAUGCAGACAGUAGGCUGCGCUACUACGCUUGUGAGGCCCUCUACAACAUCGUCAAGGUGGCCCGCGGUGCAGUGCUGCCACACUUCAACGUCCUGUUUGACGGGCUGAGUAAGUUGGCUGCUGACCCAGACCCCAAUGUGAAAAGUGGAUCUGAACUCCUAGACCGACUUUUAAAGGACAUUGUGACAGAAAGCAACAAGUUUGACCUAGUGGGCUUCAUCCCCCUUUUGCGGGAGAGGAUUUACUCCAACAACCAAUACGCCCGGCAGUUCAUCAUUUCCUGGAUCCUGGUUCUGGUGUCAGUGCCGGACAUUAACCUGCUGGAUUACCUGCCGGAGAUCCUGGAUGGGCUUUUCCAGAUCCUGGGUGACAAUGGCAAAGAGAUUCGGAAAAUGUGUGAGGUGGUUCUUGGAGAAUUCUUGAAAGAAAUUAAGAAGAACCCUUCCAGUGUAAAGUUUGCUGAGAUGGCCAACAUCCUGGUGAUCCACUGCCAGACCACAGAUGACCUGAUUCAGCUUACAGCCAUGUGCUGGAUGCGGGAGUUCAUCCAGCUGGCGGGCCGGGUAAUGCUGCCCUACUCCUCUGGGAUCCUGACUGCUGUCCUGCCCUGCUUGGCCUAUGAUGACCGCAAGAAAAGCAUCAAGGAGGUGGCCAAUGUGUGUAACCAGAGCCUGAUGAAGCUGGUCACUCCCGAGGAUGACGAACCAGACGAGCCAAAGCCAGUAACACAGAGGCAGACAGAACCCAACCCUGAGGACUCCCUACCAAAGCAGGAGGGGACAGCUAGUGGAGGUCCAGGUGGUUCCUGUGACUCCAGCUUCGGAAGUGGCAUCAGCGUCUUCACCUCAGCCAGCACUGACAGAGCUCCAGUGACCCUGCACCUGGACGGCAUUGUGCAAGUCCUGAACUGCCACCUCAGUGACACAGCCAUUGGGAUGAUGACCAGGAUUGCCGUUCUCAAGUGGCUCUACCAUCUCUACAUCAAAACUCCCCGCAAGAUGUUCCGGCACACAGACAGCCUCUUUCCUAUCCUACUUCAGACAUUAUCUGAUGAAUCCGAUGAGGUUGUCUUGAAGGAUCUGGAGGUGUUGGCAGAAAUUGCUUCCUCCCCUGCAGGCCAAACGGAUGACCCAGGCGCACCUGAUGGCCCUGACUUCCGAGUCAGCCACUCGGAGCUUCAGGUGCACACCUCCGGCAGAGCCAACAUGCUAACCGCUCCCAGUACCAAAGGCUUAGAAUGCUCUCCUUCCACCCCCACCAUGAACUCCUACUUUUACAAGUUCAUGAUCAACCUUCUGCAGACAUUCAGCAGUGAACGGAAGCUGCUGGAGGCCAGAGGCCCGUUCAUCAUCAGAACUUGCAGUGAAGCGGAAGGCAUGUGGGGCCCAGAGCCUGCUAGGAGAAAGCUGAAAGAAAUGGAGGGGACUCUCGUCCAUUCCAGCAGCUGUAGCCUUUCACCUCACCCCUGCCGUUACGUCAUAAGACACCAAAGGCAGCUCUGCCUCCUGCUGAAUGCAGAGAACAUCUUCCACUCUAUGGCAGACAUCCUGCUGCGGGAGGAGGACCUCAAGUUCGCGUCCACCAUGGUGCACACCCUCAAUACUAUUCUGCUCACCUCCACUGAGCUCUUCCAGCUGAGAAACCAGCUCAAGGACCUGAAGACUCUGGAAAGCCAGAACCUCUUCUGCUGCCUCUACCGUUCCUGGUGCCACAACCCAGUCACCACGGUGUCGCUCUGCUUCCUCACCCAGAACUACCGGCAUGCCUACGACCUCAUCCAGAAGUUUGGGGACCUGGAAGUCACCGUGGACUUCCUCACAGAGGUGGAUAAACUGGUGCAGCUGAUUGAGUGUCCCAUCUUUACAUAUCUGCGCCUGCAGCUGCUGGAUGUGAAGAACAACCCGUACCUGAUCAAGGCCCUGUACGGCUUGCUCAUGCUGCUGCCCCAGAGCAGCGCCUUCCAGCUGCUCUCUCACCGGCUCCAGUGUGUGCCCAACCCAGAGCUGCUGCAGACUGAAGACAGUCUGAAAGCUGCCCCCAAGUCCCAGAAAGGGGACUCCCCCAGCAUCGACUACACAGAGCUCCUGCAGCACUUUGAGAAAGUCCAGAGACAGCACCUGGAAGUAAGGCACCAGCGCAGCGGGCGUGGGGAUCACCUGGACCGUAGAGUUGUCCUCUGAUGUGCCUGGCAUGAAAAGGGCCCAGGUGGGCCCUGAAGCACUCAGGGUCUCCAGGCUGAGGCCACAAGAUGCCUGAGAACCUGCCUCGGGCAGGGCUGGACCUGACCACCAGCCCAGGAUGGGGAGGGGAACGGUCUGCUCUGUCAACCCCAGCUCCUCCCGGCGGAGUGCCUGGACCCCAGCACUGUCAGCUACACCCAGGCUUGGGACCAGUGGCUUCCCUCCUGAGUCAGACCACAGCCUCAGAAUCUGAAGCAGCCUCUUUCCAAUUCCCCUGUGAGAAGAGCUUGACCUUGGCCCCAAAGCACUGGCAUGGUGUCUCUGUCUAUGUCCAUCUGCGUGGAUGAUGCACACAGACCAGCACAAAGACCUCUACCGAAUGAUGUUCAUCCCUGCCCCAAUAAAGAAAUGACAGAAUCCUUAA
Messenger RNA from Peromyscus maniculatus bairdii (prairie deer mouse), 3208 nucleotides. Lineage: Eukaryota; Metazoa; Chordata; Mammalia; Rodentia; Cricetidae. The record is from RefSeq and is a predicted model, not a curated record.